Molecule: messenger RNA, 22803 nt
Organism: Xyrichtys novacula (pearly razorfish)
Lineage: Eukaryota; Metazoa; Chordata; Actinopteri; Labriformes; Labridae
Source: the annotation of a GenBank genome assembly
GUCGGUUAGAACGGUUCCUUGGCCGUUCAGUGUUCCGCUGCGUUGGGGAUCACAGGACGCAAAUCAAGUGAAACAAAUCCUCCGACAGAGGAAAAAAGUUCAUGCUGGAGUUUUUUAAGACCUCAGAAGGACACAUGAAGGUAAGAAGACCAACAGAAAACGGGUUUGUGUCGGCGGUCUGCAAAGAGGGACGGUAGUUUGCUGAGUAUGACCGUGUUUACACUUUUUUCUUCAGGAGAAAAUGAGCCGAAAAUUGGUCAAAACUCGAGCUGAACAGAUAGAACCAUAUCUAUUUUAACUUGAAUCUUAAAAUAAUAUGUUAUUCAGCAUAAAAAGAUGUAUUUUAGCCGAAAUCAUGUAAAGGAAGAAGAGUUGACAUCUCCUCUCCUCCAGGCGCUGCGGUCCGUUUGAUCUUCUUAAUACGGCUGAUUCAACACUUCUACAAAAACUACAGAAAUAAAACCUUUUUAACGGAGCUGCAUUCAUCUUUAUAGUCAUUUACAAGCUCUUUUUAUGUAGUUUUAACUCUGCUUUACAGCUAGUGUGGAUAGCAAACUGUGUGUGUGUGUGAGAGAAAGAGGGAGAGCAAGCGACCCACUCAAAAAUGAGGUUGGCAACCAAAUCCAAUUUAGUAUCCAGACAUGCAGCUUCUGCUCAGACAUCCUGAUUACUACAAGCAGGAAAUACAGCUGACCUCUCCGGCUCUUCUUUCCCUCAGCUGACCCUUAUUUCAUAUCAAAGUGUGUUGGCCAAGUAGGCAACAGUCUGUGUCAUCUUGUCUUCAUUCACAGAUGAAAAGUUUUCCCCUCCCUCUCCUGCUGUGCUGGCUGGAAGAAACACUAAAAUAAAAGGUCAUGUAAACUGACUUGCUGGUUUGGUCUUAUAAACUGUACUUAGGGUGAGAGAUGUGGAUUUUUAAUUGACUAUGCUAUGACCUGGGUGUGUGAGGUUCAUUUUCCACUCAUACUGUACACACACAUUGAGAACCACACACGCUCACACACUGGUGAAACUGGAGCAAAGCAUGUUGUGUUUGCAGUCCAAGCUGCUGUGUUUUUAAUGAGUUUAAAGUGUUGCAGAGUGGGCACAUGGCUGACCAGGAUUAAAACAAACAGGGAUAAAAGGAUUAUGGACACAGCAGGGCUUUCGUCAUCGGAAGUGGAGCUAUGAGAACGUGUGGGAAUAUUUGUAUUUCCCAUGCUAUUGCCCUGUUGUUUGUAUACCCUCGUGAUUACCCACUCUCACCAGGGGGAUUAGGUGAAAUAAUAUCAAAAUGAUGAGAAUCCAAACAAGCGCGAUGACACAUGUAAGCCCCUGCUUGGCCAGACAUUUCUCAUAACACAGCUCACACUCCUCUCCCAGUGAUUACAGCCGCCUGUGAAAUUAGCAAGCAAGCCUGUAAACCCUAAACCGAGGGAGGUGUGUAUGUUGUAGUUUAAUUAGCAUUUUAGCCCUGUGGUUAAGCCACAGACCGUGAGUGUGCUACGAGUGCCGGUGGUGGAGGCACAGCUCCCAUACAGGCCUGUGUGCCUUCUUUGUGAGAGGACGCUGCUGUAGGGAUUAGGCUGGAGGUGCAGUUCAUUCAGGUCACAACUCAUUCCUCCACUAAGGUCGUGUUUAGAUGGUAACCUCUGAUUUGAAAAACUCAAGGCACAUGCAGACAAGUGGUCUGUCUCUGCUGGACAGGAGACUGCUGCUUACAUCCAGUAAAAAGAAGUUAGAGAUGUGCUGGUGGUAUUUUUUUAAGGCAAUAUCAAGAAGUAUGUUAUGGGGUGAUAAAUGAGGUUAAAGCUCCUAUGUGGAGUUUUUUUUUUACAUAAAUGAAACAGAUUCAAAUUCAUACAGAUGUCUUUUUAUGAUACACAACAACAAGUGAGACCACCUGUGACAUGAUUUAAGAGUUUUAAUUUAUAGUUUUUAAUACUUGAUACUGCUGUGAGGGGGUAGGUGUCAGUCUAAAGACAAAGUCUUGUUUUGCCACUUUAAAUACUCACAACAAAUGAUAAAUUUGUCUGUCAAAAAUCAGCCAGAUGUUGUUUUUUUGUAGAGGACACUACCAAAGCAAACUUUGUCCACAGGGGGCACCAAAGUUGAUACAAACCGAAACUUCCUCACAGGAGCUUUAAAGUUUAGAUUAGAUUGUUCUUUAAAGUUCCUGUGAGAAUCUCUCAGCUUCGCUUCUGGCUACUAUUGUUAUAGUGAACAGUUUUUUUUAAUUAUAAGACAAUUCUGGUGCACACAUUUAUCCACUGCAUGGCACAAAGGCCUCAAAAUUCACCCAUCAAUCAAAGAAUCAACCCUUAUUUGGUUCUUGGUGCAUUGAUUUCAGACCCGGCAGUAAGUUUAGGACUUUGAAGCCGUUUCUGUUCAAGCUUUGCAGGAGAGGUUACCACACAAAGCUGUUUCAAGAGAUGCUUUUAUUUGUGUCUUUUACUGCCUCAGGCUGAGGUUUGACUCAUAUUUUCAAUUUCAGUCAAAAACAUAUUUUUUCAGAAAGCUUUGAAAAAGAUACUUCAGCCAGAUUUUUAAAGUUAUGUGGGCCAAUGAAAACAGCUGAAAUGAUGAACAACAGUUAAAAUGUUUAACGCAUUAGCACCUCAGACGACACAUUAGCUCUUAUGUCAGGGGUACGUAACUGAACAUCAGUGUCAGCUGACAUUUACCCUGUCAGCAGGCCUUGCCCCAUCUGUAAAUAAUGAGCCCUGCAUUGUCAAAUGUGAGCGAAAGUAUUGGCAGCGUGGAAGUAUUAGGCUGUUAUUUUAAAACGUCAGUAUUGACCCUGAUUUUCACUAUAAGUUUCUCUGUAUGCUAAGCUGACUGUUAAUUCCCCCUCUUUAUCUGUUUUAACCUGCAGAUAAAACUUGUAACACAUACCAGAGGAGUAGAAAGAUAGAGCGAGAGGUAGGAAGAGAGAUACAGUCCAUCAGUGCAAAGUGAUAAGAGAGGACAAACUUCAAAAUCUUGAUCUGCAGCCACCAUGUCUGUACCAGAGAUAGUCUGAUUAAGGACAUUCGGACAAAUUCGGCAUCAUAUCAGCCUCACAAAGUCAAUAUCAACACUAAUUUCCUCUCAUCCCCAACGACAGCGUCAAUUCUAAACCAGCUACUGUCUAGAGUUUUAAUAGAAAUUCUGUUGUUUGUGGAUAAAACAAUCAUAAUAAAAACCUUAGGAAACGGUCACAGCUUUGUAUGAUUAAAGCAGCAGAGAUUUUCAGAAAUCUGCCAAUUCUGAUAGUUAACGUUCAUGUCUGCUGACUCUGAUACUGUGCUGAUGAUAUCUUACAUACCCGGUUCGAAGUUUAGCUUGCAAUCCCGUCUUUACCUUAGUACCUGCAGUCACUCUGCUGUGUUUUACUCUAUAAAACACACUUCUCCUGUGCACAAAUCUAUUUAAAUUCUGCCAACACCGACAGCAUAUUUGUCAGUCAGUCACAGGGUCACAGCCCUGACAUUUCCAGGUCUCCCUAUUUCUGAUUUUAUUGAAGUUGCAUGGAGGAUAUCAAGCUCGCUCUGAUGUUACAAGCCAGUUGCUCCUGUCUCUCAUUAUUCAACCAGCGCUGUCAGAGAUCAGGCCGCCACCUCUAAAGACUUCAUGCUGUGGAAACUUGUGAUGACCGCAGAUUGCCCAGAGCAAAGCCUGGACCUGUUUAAAAGUCCAGGUGGAGCACAGUCCGGUAAACAUGGAGAUUUUUCAGAUGCUUCAGCCACAUUUCAGAAGGAAUAUUUGCUUCUGUGAUUAAGUUGUCAGCCGGUGCGGUGAACAUGCGUCCGUCACGUCCCCACAUGAUGGCUAUCAUCUGAAAGGGAUGCUUAGUGUUACAGCAUCAGCAGCUUUGAUCUGAUUUCAAAGAGGGGCCCUCAUAACAUUGACUUGGCCUGAGAGUGGUUGCAUGUUUGAGGUGUGGACACCGCAGGGCUUGUCAGUAGAACCAACACAGCUGUGAGAUUAGAGUGCAGAGACACUACAAAGGGACCACAUCACAUCCCCAACACAAAACAACCAACUGUCACCACAACCCCCAUGGUGGGCAGAGCAGGCAGUGGGGUAGAAAACAAAGUCAUUUCAAGUACGUCUUUCAACACUGAAGUUAAAUUCUCAAAGCGUGGGCAUAACUUUUUCAACACAUGACAAAACAAUUAGACUUGCAAAGCUGAGUGUGUUUAAAAAAACCUCAAAAAUAUGCUAAUGUGUUUGUGUGGUUUGUUAGUAUUAUCAUUAUGAUUGAGCAAAAACCCUAUAAACUAAUUAUCUGGGAAUUCUGACAUGACAUCAAAAAAGUUUCAGUAAAUAAUGAACUCAAAGUUGAGAAAAUGGAUGAUAUAACCAUCAGGGUUUUUCCUGGCUCAAAUUGAGGCAGAGGUGGCACCAUCCUGACCAUGCGCCACGACGUGCAUGUAUUUGUAAAUUCAACCGAUUCACUUUCUUUUACAGGCAACAUACUUUAAGUUAAGAGUUCAAAAAGGAGUGUGACCAUUAUCAUGUUAAAGCAUUCAUUUAUUAAAACUAUAUACAUACACAAAUCAGCUGGCAACUUUAAAUUGAAAGUACACUUCAUCCACACAUCUCGCAACCAGACAGAACAUUUCAGCCUCCUCUUUUUCAUUCUGUAGAACCUCCUCAUGCACUCCUUGUAGUCCAAGGCCUCCUGGUCUGGUCCAUCAACGGCCACCUUACAACAGACAUCCAAGUGCCUCUCCUUCAGUCUGUUCCACAGAGGUGUCUUCACCUUAAACAAAACAAUUCAUCAUGCAUUAAGUAUUUUUCAAUCAUAUAUAUGUAUACGCUGCAGUGUCCUCCCUAAAAAAAAAACGACAACCAAUUAUUUCUUAAACUAUCUAAACUAUGUUAUUUUAGUUUUUAUAACUUUAUUAGUUGAGUGUUUUUAGGUACUACCAUCUUUAAUAUACUUCUCCUUCUCUUCUGCUGCUUUGUGAAUGGCUAUCACCUCAUGUCUUUUUAAUGUGUCCAGCCUGUAGUUGGUUGAUGGCUGUCUCACUAAGGAGGCAGCAAUUGCCUGCUGUGUUGGGGCACAGUGCUUUUGGAAUAAAUAGCAGUGCAUGCCUUCCUCAAUAUGCCUGAGCCAGGUAAAUUGAUUGAGCCACUGCUUGUCAAAGCCACUGGCUCUGUGUUUUUGAGAAGAUCUGGAAAGAGGAAUAAAAACCAUGUACACGUCGGCUUUGCGUUGUUAUGCUCCUAAUUGGAAACUAAUUAAUUAAUUACCCUCGCCUCGCCGACUCGUCCUGUCCUGCAUUCUGACCCUCGCGAUCACCAAUCCCUUGUGAAGUACUUUCAGACCUGACACAAAUUUCCACGUUGUCACCACCAUGAAUUAUAGCAUUUUAACUGCCUGUUACGUUUUUUUCUCUGCUGUGUUUCACCUGGACUCUUGACUUUUCUCCUCGCGAGGUCGCUUUUUAAAGUACUGUCUGAAUUUGCCUGUCAUAACUGCAACGCUAAAAACGGAGUAAACUUUUUUUUUAAAUAAACACGACAUGCUUGGAUGCAAAAAAGAGAAGCCGUAUUUACCUGUUUGUACCAUCCGCCAGGGAAAAUCAGGUCGCCGAUAGCACCAACUAGCGGGAAAAAAACUUGAAAAAACAUGAUUCGAUCCGUUUCUUCUUCGGUAGAUGCUUCAUGUCUUUCCGGUGCACUGCUGUUGAUAUAGCGCCUCUAUAGUGGCGCAACGCUGCAACUGCAGUUAAAAUACGUUGCUGCUGCAUCGGGACACUAAUCGCUCAAUCAACACAGCUGGAGCUUUACGCUGUGUUGAGCGAAAUCAAUCGCUCUGGCUGGGGGCGGCACAAAAUUAGGUGGAGGCGGCCGCCACGCAAUUUUGAACGCAGGAAAAACCCUGACCAUGUUUGAAUAUAGAAUUAUAACCAUCUCUCAUUGAGUUCAGCUACACAAAUCUAUCAAAGAAGACCGCCCCACUUCCAAACUGCUUGGUUAGUUUUAAACAGAUGUGGUCCAUUCACAUACUACCCUUUUGCUCGAUCUACUGCAAACUAUAACCCUCUAAAAAUGUGUCUGCUUCCUUCUCAGACAGGAGGGGGAAAAAGUACCUACAUUUCAUGUCUCCCUCCCAGGAUAAUAACCACAUAUCCACAUAAAGCUCAUAAAUCUGUGAGCGAGAUCAGAUAGAUCAGAGGCCUGUCUGGAUGUCUGAUUUGUGGGAACACAAAGCUUUGUUUCAAGAUGUAAUAAAAUAACUGAGAAAGUGCUCUGGGAAAUCACCUUUGAACAUUUGGAGAAUAUUUUCUCAGUUUCAGGAAAUUACCUCCACGGUUUGAAAGAGAUUUUAAGUUCUCCUCUCUCACACUUUUUCUUUCACAGUCCAAGCUGAACAUGGAGAGUUUGACCAAACCAGAGCUGCUGAUGCUUUUCAGCAUCCUGGAGGGAGAGCUGGAGGCGCGCGACCUGGUCAUCGAUGCCCUGAAGGUACCUGUUAUGGAUCUGAUAGGAUCUGUGUGGUUCUCUGCACCAUAUCUGUCUUUUUGAGUCAAACACUAAUAAGGCUGUAAAGUCCCUUAGUGGUUGAUACGUGCUGAGUCAACCAAAAUUCUGAUUGGUCAGAUUUUUUUCCACGUCAAUUUACAGUCUAUGGUUAAUUUCAUCAGAAGGAAUGUACCAAGUAGGGCUGGGCGAUAAACCGAAAAUUUACCAAUACCAAAAUUUACGACUAUAACCAAAGACAUUUUGCCCAUGUCAAUAUAUUUGGUGUCAAAACAUAAAUAAAUAAAGUUGGUUUUGGAUGUGUGCGGGUAGGCUACGGUCUCAUGUCCCUUUAAGACGCUGUCCUACGUCAGAGACAUGACUCCACCCCAUCCAGUCUGUAACAAAGAGGGAAAGACAGGUGAGGAGAUGGAGGACGGUUUAAAAGUUGUAGAGGCUGAAGUAGACAAAGUUAAUGUGGGAGGAGGUCAGCAGCUUGUGGAGUAGUUAUCGUUAUCGAGGUGAACUGCUCAAUAUACUGAUAUGUUGAUUUGAGGCCAUAUCGCCCAGCCCUAGUACCAAGUGGUAAUGGGGGUGUUUUCAGAGCACCCCCAUUUCACAGGUAACAGUCUGUCUCAGAACACUCCCCUUGUUUACACCAUUUUGUAUUUGAGGAGACCAGCUGGAGACAAGAAGAUUGGAGAGCAUCUACUGUACGUUAAUCAACAUCAGGAGGUUAGCUAAAUAUUUAUAUUUUAGCCUUUUGUGUUUGAUUGCCUUCUUGUGCUGAUAUCAGUGUAUUUUCACCCUACCAAGCCGUGCUCCGCUGAGCCGCGCCAUCACCUGCCGUCAGUCGGAACCCCCAUCCAAAUUAGUUGAAUUUUGGUCGACAUUUCAGGUUUUAGUCAACCAAGAAUUUCUUUGGUUGAUUACAGCCCUAAACACUAAACCAAUCUGGACCUGCAAAGUGACGGCUGAAAGCACCGAGUUUAAAGAAGUCAUUUAACGAACUGUCAGCAGAAAGCUGCCAAACUGCUGCUGUGGCACGAAGCCACAACACCGACUCUUUCUUUUGUCGUCUGUAAGAAGAACUUCUUUUUCCUGCUACCUUUAUUUUGACUCUUCAUAGUCAUGUUACAGGCCUGCUCUGCCCACUCAAAAACUCCUGUGGUAAUUCAUGGAUUCCUGGUGAAACAUAGUGGUCAUGAAUAUACUGAGUUGCCGUCUCCUGUUUCGCAUCAGUCAUGCAUUCGAUCCAGGUUGUAUUAGCCCCAGAGAACAUAAAAACCCAGCAAUAAAUGAUAAGAUAAGAAUCAGCCAAAAAAAAGUUCGAUUCGAUCCCAGUCAUAUCCUGUGAAAAACAUCUCCGUGCAGUCAGAACCAUCCAUCUAUUAGAGGAGCAUUCCUCAAAAUCCUCUUUGCUUCUGCCUCUUCCCUUUUCUCUUUCAGAAAUCUAAAUCGUAGGCAGAUGCAACCCGGUGAACUUUCAUCUACUCCAGUGUGUGGGUCACUCUAGCUCACAUAGAGUUCAACAAAGUCCCCCUGACUCCAAUCUGAGGUUGUCUUACUUCGGCCGGGUUAAUGCUGACUUUCAAUCAAAGGAUUUUCAAGCUAUUUUUCCACACACUGUGUCCUGCUCUGUCCUACAAGCCUACAUGCUCAAGCUCUUAGUGACCACUUAUAGAUAUCACCUGGAGGAUGUUUUAAACAGUUUUAAACCUAUUUUGGAAACACUUUGUGAUUGUGAAACCAUAAAUAGACAAAAACUCAAGAUAGGGAGUGAGUGCAGCAGAUGCCUCGACCGUCUCCUUUCACACUGACAAAAAAGAAAAAAGCAGAAUUUAUCCUCACUGUAAAUAUUUCAGUUUUACAGCCGUUACUUUCUUGGAAUGCAGUGCACUUUCCCGGUGUAAAAUGCACCAUUGAAAGAGCAAACUGGAGAGGCAGCCAGCGACCUAGAGGGCAGCCGCCUCAGAGAGCCUAUGGCUGAAUGUUCAUGUGUUGUGUCUAGACCACAUUCCUACAGCUCUCCUGGGAUCUGGCCAUCUAAGGCAAGAAGACUUACAGCGCGCUCGGUGCCCGAUGACUCAAUGUGAGCGAGAGUAGGAGUGAACAAAUAAACAUUCGCCUUAACUGGAGCUUGAGGGGAAUAUGGCUGUGCUUCUUUCAUGCCACACACUAUUAACUCAUUCAGGCCUGUGAAUGGAUCAAUGCUGCUGUGUUCACUCUUUCAAAGUGUCAACUAAGAGUGUAAUUAAUGAGCUGGAGGACAUAAAUCACAGGGAGGAGGUGAAAUCUGAUCCCAUCUAUGAAGGAAACUUUUUUUCCAUGACUUCAUACCUCUUUGCUAUUCUUCUGUGAAGGAGUUGGCAGUGUGGAAUUUAAGGUCUCGCCCUCACAUGAACAAAGAUUGUUAUCAGUAAUAAAACAACACUUAGUGUGAGCAGCAUGGCUCCGUGGAGAGCAGAGUUUGACUGACAUCUGUAAAUAGUAAAAACAAUUCGAAAUACUGUCGUGAAGAUGAACCCUAAUGAUUCCGGUGCUCUUCAUGACGUUCACUGUCUCUCAGGUACACAAACGGUUAAGCCUCCAUUAUACUCUGGAAGUAGUGCCAAUUAGCCAGUGUUAGCAUGUUUACACUGUAAACUUAGAGGGUGAAUGUGGAAAACAUUAAACCAGCUAGCAUCAGCGUGUGAGUGUGGUCAGUGUAAGCAUGUCAGUUUUAUGAAAGUGUCUGAUUUCAGGUCUGUGAGACGGUCUGCUCUGACAGGAAGGCAAAAACAUGUACUGAUCUGCAACUUAUUCUAGUGCCUGUCCACAACACUGUGAGCUUUUGAACAGCUGAUACUGAUAGAGAAAGUUAGCCAAUGGUCAGUAUAUAAAGUUAAAACUUUAACAGUUUAACAAUAAUUACAGCCAUUAUUUCAUGCACACUACGAUCUUUGUUGACAAAACCCUGAAAUAUUCAACCAAAAAUCAACUUAUCAGGGGGGAUUUUUCCCACUCUGAUGGCAAACCCUUCUGCAGCUGGGAACGAUGUGGCUCGGUGAGGUAAAAAUGUAUACUGUUAUCAGCACAAGAAGGCAAUUCUACACAAAUAUUAUAUUCAGCAAACCACCAUACGUUGAUUAACGUGUACGUUCUUCAAUCUUUCUGUCUCCAGUGGGUUGGGCAAAUCCAAAAUAGUGAAAACAAAGGGGGGUGUUCUGGGACAGACUGUUACCUAUGAAACGGGGUGCUCUGAAAACACCCCCAUUAUCACUUGGUACAUUCCUCCUGAUGAAAUUAACCAUGGACAGUAAAUUGACGCGAAAAAAAUCGAGUUGACCUAUUAGAAUUUUGGUCGACUCAACAUGUAUUGACCAAUAAGUCGACUAGGACUUUACAGCCCUACUAUGGUCUAAUAUACAGUCGUGGUUACCUUAACCCUGUUUCAGACAGAUUUUGAUCGACCAAUCCCCUCUUUUAUCUCAACUGAGGUCACAGGAUCCAAUCACAAACAGACACAACCUAGUUCAUUUCCACAUCACCACAAAAGUUGUAAUUAAGGGCGUCCCAAUACAACUUUACUUCCAAUCCGAUCUGAUACAGAUAUUGUAGCCUUUAGCCGUGGCUGAUACCGAUAUUAAUCCAAUAUUGGCACAAACUUGUGAAUGACAACUUUUGUAUUUAGCUGCAACGACUUAAACAAUACUGCCACAUCACUCCUACUCCUCGCUAGUUUGUUCAUACCUUAGUACACACUUUUGUUGUGAUUACGUGUGCUCUGCAUGCGGGAUCUGGGCAGUGCCAAGUAGAGGUUCUGGAGCGGAGUCUGGAAUGGACUGCUUGUAUUGGAGUGCUGAUAUCGGAGAUUUUAGAGGCAGGCCAAUGUAAUGCAAUAGCCCUUUUUUUUUUUGCUGAUAUCGGACCGAUAUCCAAUAUUGGACUGAUAUCCAAUAACAGUAUCAGAUCAGGAUAUCCCUAGUUGCAAUAACAGUUCGAAGUAGUCCUUGGGGCCAUACAUCAAACGGUCACCUCUGUGAUGUUCUCACAGGAGUGGAAUUAAGGCCAACAACUCUCCUGAGAAUCCUCAUUUGUGAAGCCCCCACCAACCAGGGCCGGCAAAUCUACUUGGAGAGCUGAGAAUAUACGCGGGCGACCUGCCCAGGUAUCAUGUUAGUGAGGGAGCGGACGUCAUUCUUUAAUUCUGCAGCCUUGCCAACGCUCUGCCACCUUUUUGAGUUCAUUUUGUAUCAGCAGUGAGAACACGGAUGCAUUUUUUAGGUUUCAGGGUGUAAAGAGGGGAUGUAGGGCAGAUGGUGAUGUGAUAAAAAAGUAGCUGAGUGUGUGAUCAUGACUUAAAGGCCUGACAGAAGAUGCACUCUGCACAGUAAUUAAAGAAUAACUCCAGUCCUGUUGCUCAUGCUGGCCUGAGCUGAUGUGUCACUGCUACACUAAGUGUCAUACGGGAAAUGUUUGGCUCAACCACAAAUCGCCAUAGCAACAAUACCACAGCUCACUUUUUCGCUUUUGAUUGUUAAAGUUCAAGUCGGGCAACAUUUCACGUGCUGUUUCUAGUUUUCUAGCUUUCUUUUUUUAGCACGGAUGUUUUAAAUUGAGGAUAUGAGGUUAAUAUUGUGGCUUUCUUCAGUUCUCUACAUUUAAUCACACAGAACUAUCAGUGGCAUUCAUACUAUCUGCUGCGUUUUCCACUCGUGACUCACUUCUGCAGCUGCUCACGCUGCGGCUUUCAAAAGGAAGUGAGUCUUUGGCAACUCGUGGAUUUGGCACAAGAAGGACUGCAGAGAUCCAGUCGUCCUUUUGGAAAGAGAUACGAGUCUCUACUUUGAGUUAAAAGGGGACUGAAGUAUGAAAAUGAGACUUUGAAUUAGCUGUUGAGUUUAAUGUGGUGUGGUUGGAGCUUUCAAAUGCCCGCAGACUUAUCUCGCUGUGCUCUUUAGGUACGUGUUAAAAGGGCUGUUUUUGGCUCAGCUGAUUGCAUUUCAUUCAUUCAUCGCAUUUCAUCCACAAUCAUGAUUGUGAGGAAUGCAUUUCCUCAGACGCCGGUUACAGGGCAUGCAGGAGUAUCUCAGGGUGUUCAGUAAUCUGCCCUAAGCAGCUCUGAAAUGUAUAGGACUCUGAGGUAAGAAGUUCAAAUAUCGUCUUCCCGCAGUAUUAUACAGGUUUCCAAUCCAACAUUGCACGAUUGAAAGAGUCCAGGCAUGUGUCAGCAAAAGAUAAGCUGGAUUUGACCCAGAGCAGGCAAGACACAAAGACGACUUUCCGAGCGAAGGCCCGCGGGGUGCCAAGAGAAGCAGCCAACAGUCAAAAGCAUGAAUAAUGGAGGGAGACUGUGAUGCAUAGCAGACAUGCUCUGAAUGAUUAUGGGUUUUGUGCAUGUACAGUAUGAUGUAAUGAAUAGUAGAUUUGGGUGCUUAGUAUUAAGUCAUGUAAGAAAUGUCUUUCCUCUAAUCCCUCUUUCACUUCCUCGGCCCGCUGUGCAGCGCUGGAGGAAAACAGCCUCCCUUUGUGUUGUGGAAGUGCUCGUCUGUGUGUGCAUUGAAAGCUGCAGGGAGAGUUGAAAAAGACACAGUCUGUGCUUAUGAGGGAGCUUUUUGUUUGAUACGAGCCUUCAGAGCUAAAAAAAAGAAAAAAAAAAACUGAAGAAUUUAAGGGCCAAUUAUCCCGUAACUUGCUCUGAACUUGGGUUAGAACAAAACUUUACUCUUUUAUGAACGCCAUCUUACAAAUGAUUCUUCUGGAUGGUAUUGCACGAAAGUGUUGCGGGGAUGAAAGUCAGAAUGAGAGCGUAUGUCCCGAGGCAGAGCGGGUCAUAAGAAUGGAAAACCUGAUUCAAGCUUAUUUCAUCUCGGACUGUAGAUUGACACAUCAGAGCAGACGGUUACUGACAGGAACAGAGACGAGCUGGAGGCCGAGUGUGUCAACAGAUUUCAUCUUUGAAGUUUCCUUUUGAAAUAUCUACCUCUGAGGAACAAAUCCUCCAAAAAUAGUAUGUUUUUUUAGUAUUUAUAUUGAUCAUGAGAAGUUUUAUUUCCUCUGGAUUGUUUAGAUCUGAAACCUGCAGUACAGUGUGUGAGCAUAAAGGCUGAGACUUUAUUUAUAAGACACUCUACAUGCACUCCAGACUUGUUGGGGUGAUGAACGGUCACAUUUGAAUCCUCCUGGGCACUCUUGUGUUUUCCUGCUUCACCCCUCCACGCUGUUUGAUCUGCUUUCUCAGCGUCCUCAGCGGACUACAUCAAAUAACUCCAGCAAAGCCUCACAGCCCUGCCCUCUUCACUCUGUUUCUGAUGAGCUCAUGUGCUGGGAGUUGUUGACAAUCACAAAGUCUCUGAACUAGGUUGCAGCCAUCAAUCGAUACUCCUUGAUUCUGUCUUAAUGGAUUUACUUAAUUGAAUAAUGAAUCUGCUCUAAUGAAGCCGGAGUGGAAGUAUUCAACAAUAUGAACUUUGGUAAUUCCAAAGUUUUUUUUUUCUCCAAAAUUUGUCUCAAUUUAGUCAGAUUGCUUGUAAUCAAUCUAAAAAAAAAACUCCUUAUUUGUCUAAUACUAGUAUCUGUAAAACCCUUACCACUGAGCAAUAGACGGCUAUUUGACGUCUAGGCUUUUAGACCUAAUUUCAACCGUCUAGAUUCUGUAUAUUUUUAGACAGAAUUUAAAUGUUGCACUUUAACCCGUUACUCAAUAACUAUUUAUUCCAAAAAGCAACUGUGAGUUGCAUAACUGAUCUCCAAGUACUUAACCAAAAUAAUUAUGACAGCCAUUUAGCAAUAUACAGUGUAGUAUAGAUAUAGCCCAGAUUUAGAUUUAGUCUAAACUUGGUCUAAAUUUAGACGUUAAAAAAUGUUCAUUUUUGGACGUGUGGUAGCCUGAUUUUAGACCAGACGUCUAGGCUACAUUUAGACGUCUAUUAGACCAAAAAUGCUCAGUAUGUAGACACUUUUCAGCUUCUGCCUGACCUGCAUCAUUUUUUCUAUCCAUGAUAUUAAGUGAGACGCAGAUCAUGCAGUGUUUCCCCUAGAAUAUUUUUCAGCAGCGGUGCUUCUGUGAGUGUGUGCGUGUGUGGAGGGGAUUUUUCGCUGUUACCCCCCACUCUCUUGCCGCUCAUGUAGUUACGCUGUUAUGUUGAUGUUACAUUACGUCACCCGCGCUACUCGCAAUAUAGACCGUGUUUAAGCUCGAACGUUAACUUUCACGUUGAUGGAGGAGGGUCUGACAGGAUUUAUUUCACUUGUUGAUGACUCAAAACAAGCCGAAAAUAACGUUGUUUGUUCUUGUGCCCACACAGUGUGAGUAGAAAUCAUAAGUGGCGCAUUGUUAUUGAUGAUCAUGUGAAAUUUCAGUAGCGGCGCACGAAAUUCAGCAGCAGUGGUGCAUAGCUACUGAAUGAAUGUAGGGGAAACACUGUCACGGGUGUUACUUUUCACACAGCUUUGCAGAAAACAUCUAAAGUGAGCUGAUAGUAGCAGGAAUGGGCUUUUUAAGAAAGUCAGAUUGAUUAUAUAUUAAUGAUCGAUCAUCAAUUUAAUCGAAAUUGAAAUUCUCUUUGAAAUGCCCCCCAAAGUGUUGUUCAGGACUGCGCACCACACGCUCACUCACGCCUCCUACCUGCCAAGCUCCCAGCUGCCCAUUAAAACGCUAAAAACGCUAAAAUCGGGGACAUUUUCAGGAAUAACUUUAACUGGGGACAGGUCAUCCAAAACGGAGACUGUCCCCCGAGAUCGAGGACGUCUGGUCACCCUACACAGUUCCUCUUUGCUAGCAAAAGGUUAAGGUAGGUUAAGACUGAGAGCACUCUGAGGAUUCAUUGACCUCAGUCUGAUGUAUGUGGCUCAAGUGGUCCAUCAUUGGGGUCAUUGUCGUGUUUUACUUGUUCGAGGCAUCAGUGUUAGAAGCUAACCUCAUCAUUUUUCCACUCAAAAUGGACCCAUGCCACACUACGUCUUGCUGUCCUCAUGUUUUUUAGAUCAAUCGAAAUUUUGCUUGAUCAACGUAUUCUUAACGAUCAGUAACCAAUCAUUGAUAAAUCCUGCCCAUUCCUAGUUAGUGCCCUCUGAGCUCCCUGUGCAGCCCUGUUAAAAUCAUGUUAGCUGUUGUUAUGUUGUCUGCUCUUAUAAGUGACUUAGCUCAAGGUUUCUGUAACAAUUGAAAGCAUGUUAAGCUCAUACUGCACCUUUGUCGACUGAAAGGGUUAUUGGUGAAGUGGUGAACACAAACAGCUGUUGUUGACAUGAAAACAUAAACACUUCCUGCUGUUUUCUGCUGCCUUUUUCUUUUAGAGGAGAAACAACCUUAACUCCCUUUCACAAACAAAAGAAACACUCAUAACUUUCUAAGACGCACCGAAGUAACAAAGAGUAGAGUGGAGAAAAAUGACGUGUCCUUGAAAGAGCUGCACUGGAGCUGAUAGGGAGGUUGGACCUUUAACUUGAUACCAACUCAAGAGCAGAGCCUGACAUCAGGUUCAGGCCAAGUCUGGUGAGUUAAGUGAAACAAGCUGUUUGGAUAAAACAUCUGUGGAUCUUAUUAUGAUGAAACUGACCAGCUUUGACACAUCACAUUAUAAGAAUAGAAAGUUAUUUGUGAGUUUGAGUGCUCUUCACGGUAACUCAGGUAUUAGCCUUUACAUAAUUGCUACUGUGGAGGAUAUUCUUAUACCAGCUUUUCCUUCCUGGCUUUGCUGGCAGUAAGUACCCCUCCUAGACGAGUGUUUCCUUAAUAUGAGUGGGAAAAACACUGAGAGGCUUAUUGCUAACAUGUUUCUUACUCUUUGUUAUUUAAAGCUCCUGUGAGGAACAUUUUGGAACACUCCCACAAAUGUGUCUCCGAAACAUCAGCUUUCAAACUCGAGUAUGGCGCACUCUGGGAGGAGUCAAGAUUCACCGGCCUUACUCCGACACAGCAUCAUUAUAGGUUCUUUAAAAAGCAUGGAUGGGCUAAAUAUUUCUCUGCAGGUCCAUUUAAAGUCUUUAUUACACUUUAAACUUCUCUACUAAUCUGGGUAUCAGUCAUCAGGACCUCUGUCCUCACCCUGCAGGAGAAGACACAGUUCACUCUAAUCUCUUGAUCCUCUUUUGUUGAAACCCUCACAAAGAAGACACACUGCCAGCUCUGCAGCAACGUCACACACACACACACACACAUUCACACACCUGAUCCCCUUUUCACAGCAGGUUCAAGCGACAUCUGCUCAACCUGAAAUGUCUUGCUGCCAUUAUCCCCUCUUUUGUCUCGAGUUAAACAGAGACCAGGUCCGCCCUGCCAGAGGUUCAGUCCAGAGCAGCUGUCCUGCUAAAGAUAGACAGACACACACCAUCUGUUGCUCCUUCCUCUUGCUUCUUCUUCUCCUUCUUCUCUGGUAUUCAUGUCUUUUAUUUCUGUAAUUCCUCCUCUUCUCUUCCUCUUUUAUCUGGACCCCUUUAACCACUUCUGUGUCGCUGUUAUGAAUCAUGUGGUUUUAGAUUCUGUCUUCUGUGAAUGAGGAAGAAAUUUCACAGCAAAUAAGCGUAGGGGCGCCACAUGAAGAACUACAUGAACAUGGGAAUGUGCGUGAUUUUUCUGGGUUUGCAAAACGUCUCGGUUUGCACAUCGUUCCAUUACCUUUUUCACGAUCUCAGUGUUUGCUUGUUCACAGCAGCUGUUUGGUGAAAUCUGUUUCUCUGCUAAAGGCGGUGAAUCCUGCACUAAUGGUUCUCAGCUGGUGAGUUGGCUCCAAAAAAUGGGUCAAAGAGCCAUUUCCACCAAGUCCUCAGAAGACCUUUUCGCUGUCUCUCUUUGAAAGUGUGUUUAUGACACAGUGCAUCUAUUGUAGUUUGGUAAUUUACCCCAAACUGCAACACAGUUUGUGGGGAUAAUGCAGCCUUAGUAUGGGGGUCCCUGCCAUCAAGUGACAAGUCUCAGAAAUUUGGGUCAGGACUGGAAUAAGGAGGUGGUGGAUGGUAGGGCCCCACAAUCAUUGUUCUUGGAUGGCACUUACCAGUCGGCAUAGUCAAAUAAGAUACUUAACCACAAGUUUAAGUGGCAGGUUAUGGAGAAAAAUGAUGACAUCAAACAAGUCUGAAACGCGAAAACACUUACAACAUUACAACAUUCAAAACUCUUAUUGCACAGAGUGAACAGCAGAAGCUUGUCUAAGCCUAAUCUUGAAGGAAAGUUUAUCCCAUUCAUUGUGAGGUGGCAAAUAUUAAUCAUGGAGGACUUUUCUAAACAUAAUUGUGAAUGAUAAUUUAUUGUCCUUCCUUUGUGGACAGUCCUGAAUGUACCAUAAAGUUUUCACAGUCAUCACAUGGUUAUUAUCAUAGACAACAGCUUUUACAUAAACACUGUAGGGGUGCUUCAUUAUGACAAAAAUCAGCAUCUUUUGGAUUGACUUUGAUAAUCAUGAUUAUUGAAAGUUAGACAAUGUUGCUGCAGCCUCUCUCUCAUCCUGCUCCCCUCUCUCCACCAGAUAAGUUUGUAUUGCUUUUGCACAUGUUAAAGUUACAGCAGUCCGCCUUAAUCUUAGCGAGAACUAGGGAUGGGUGAUAAAUUAUCGUUCACAAUUUAUCGCCAGAAAAAUCCUCCAUGAUGAGUAUUUGCAAUCUCACAAUAAAUGCGAUAAAUGCAAGUUGAUGGUUGAACAAAUGUUGGAAGUGUUUUCACUUUUCAGACUUGAUUGAAUUCACGAUUUUUCUCCAUAACCUAUCACUCAAACUUGUGGUUAAGUAUCUUAUUUGACGACUCCAACUGGUAAGUGCCAUCCAAGAACAAUGAUUGUGGGUUUGUCCAGACAGAAUAAAUCAAAAACAGGGAUUGGAAUUUUAUUAUUAUUUUUUCAAGGAAUUUUUUGGGGGGAUUUUUGCAUUUUAUUGAUAGGAUAGGAUGAAAUGUGGGGAGAUUGAGAAAGAGGGGGGUGGACAUGCAGCAGAUGGUCGGGGCCUAAGUCAAACCCGCAAUCGCUGUGGGGAUCGUGGCCCCCAUACAUGGGGCGCACUAACCCUGGAAUUUUCAUUUUUUAUCAGGACUUCAAUAGUUAUCACCAGAAUGGCAAAACUUAUCAUGACACAUUUUUUGCCUAUACCGCCCACCCCUAGCGAGAACCAGAAUUUCCUUGCUCUCCUGAACUAAAAUAAAAGAAGGAGGAGCUUUUUUGAAGAUACGGCAACACAGCAGGCAGCACUUGUUUGAUCUUGAUCAUCAUGGGUUUAUAGUCGUUUGGCUUUACAUGAAUCAUAAAUGAAAUUCAAACUGGAUUUUUAUGAUGUUCAAAAUUUAACAGAUUUGUUGUCUGCAGGAGCUGAAGGGAACAUCCUGAUCAAACAGGACUGGUCUAUUUACUGGUAUCUGCAGUUAAAAUCAUUCAUUCUCUUGGCAAAACAUCCACACUCCCAGCAGUUCCUCAGCUAUUAUAUUAAAUACAGUAGUUGUUGCAUUUUAAACUUGAAUCAAAGUGCUGAACCAGCCAAGAUUUCCAUCUGCAGGGUCAUCCUGCCAACAUGGCAGCAGAUGUCGGUCUUUAAAUGUAUAUACAGCAUCAAUAACAGCAGCCAGUACCAGCUGAGGCUUUUCUGAGAAGCCAAGAGAAGAUCCACGUUUCACAGCCAAGUGAAAAAGAAGAAUAUUCACCCCAGUCUCAGAACUGAGCCAAGUAGCUCCGCUGAUUAACAUCGACUCAAAUACAUAAAAGUGAAUCGAUUAUUGACCGCCUUCUCUCUCCUCUUUCUUUCUUUCUUUCUUUCUAUCUCCUCAGGCCCAGCAGAAAGAGCUCUUCAUCCAGGAGCGCUACGGCAAAUACAACCUCAGUGACCCUUUCCUGGCUCUGCAGAGGGACACCGAGGCUGUCGGGGGACAGAUCGAGGACUCGGGCUGUUCUUCCUCCACCUCCAACCCUCUGGUGGUUCUCAAACUGGUGGUGAGCCACUGCAGGAGGAUGCAGGAGAAGAUGCUGGCUCAGCUGGCUGCAGCAGAGAGCAGGCACAGGCGGGUGAGUCUGCGUGUGUGUGUGCAUGUGUGUGUGCGCUUCUUAAUUGGGGAACAGAAAUAAAUGAGCUGGAAGCAAAAUUAGAGAUAAAUGAGGCCAAAUAUUCUUAACUGAAGAAGAAGAAACUGUUCUUACUCAGUGUGAACUUUUAACAAGAUGCACAAACACAUUCAGAGUUCAGGGUGGAGAAAUGAGACUGUGUGAAAGAGGAGAUAAACCUCAACAACGUUUUCUAUCUCCUAAAUAGUCUGCAUCAAAAUACAACAAUAACACAAAUAAAAAAACGAGUCCCACUGCGUCUGUUGAAGCUAAACAAACAAACUCCCUCAUCACUUUAAGCUUUGUAAAAUCACAGAGUUAAGGCUAUACUUUUCUCCGAGGGCGGAGCUGAACAUGACAACAAUUUAGACGACAUAAACUUUGUUUUUCUAAGCUUAGCUGUAAUCAGCAUUUCUGCCUCCGUUGUAGUAAUCAUCUCGCUGCAAAAUAACAAUCAUGAGCUUCACCAGCAGGCGGAACAAAGAAACUCAUGUCGAGGGGUUUCAUUCCUGACUCUGUGCCUCCCCGCUGUGUUUGCUUUAGGUCAUUGCAGACCUGGAGGAGGAGAGAAGGAGGCACGCAGAGGACACGGCAGAGGGAGACGAUGUCACCUACAUUCUGGAGAAGGAGAGGGAGCGUUUACAACAGCAGGUGCCCUCACCGUGUCAUGAACUUUCAAAGUUUUAAAAGUGUUAAAAAAAAAAGUUCUUAUUGUGAAAAAGUUUUCUUGUCUCUGUCCCUGCAGCUGGACUUUGAGCGCAGCCAGGUCAGGCGGCUGGAAAAAGAGCAGCGGCGGAUCACUGACCAGCUCGAAGAAGAAAGAGCUCAGCACAAACAGCUCUCCUGCGCUUUGGCCAAGGAGUGCAAGUGGGCAAGCGCCAGAGCCCUGGAGGAGGGUCACCGGCUGACUGAGCUGAGCCGCAAACUUGACAAGGUAUUUUCAAUCCGUGCUGGAAGAUUUAUUGACUCUUGUUUUUUUAUAAAUGUGAGGUGAAGUUGGCACUCUGUUUGAGCGUGGUCUUCCUCGCGCAGGAGAAAGAGGCCUGUCAGGCUCUGAGAAAGGAGCUGGAGGACGAGAGGAAGAGAGCUCUGAGGAUGGAGGCGAGGGUGGAGGAGCAGCUGGCCGAGUUCGACACGGAGAGAGAGCAGCUUCGCUCACGUUUGAAGAAGGAGGAGGCUCACUGCUGUCAGCUUCAACAGCAGGUGUGAACACAUGAGUCAAACCUACAUGAUAUAUCAUGAGGAGUCUGUGUGUCGCCCACAGACUAUAUAGAAUGGAUGCCGUCUGCCUCCUGGAUGGGUGAAGCCACUGUGAGAACAGCACCCCCUGGUGACGGGCUGCAGUAUAGGUCAUAAAUCCCGCCUCCUCCAGCAAAGUUUAUGGAGUGUGGGCAAACUUUAGAAAUUUAUUAAACAGAAUAUAAAUGUUUCUCCCCUCUAGCUGUGAUGUUGACAUGUAGUUACUAUCAGACUGGUUUGUGCUCAAGUUCUCUUUUUUCUGUACAGCUCAAUUAUUAAAAGUUAUCAGGGGGUUCAUGUUUUCUAUGAUUGACACUUGAUACAGCCUAUGGGCGUACGAGGAUUGCGUAGCUCACCCGGGGGGAUACUCUCUCGCCAAAUGCGUACAACGCUACUGCACAAGUGGUGGAGUGUGUACAACACUACUAUGCAGUGUUGGUUUCAGGAAAUGGAGAGAAAAUGCAGAUUUACAGAGAGCUUUUCGGUUUAAUCCGUAUACUAGCGGGAGGCGGAACCAAGUUGUCCAUAGUAUAAACAGUCUAUGGUGUCACCUGCCUGUACAACAUGCAAAUGUUACUAAAAGACUCAAAUACCCAGAUCUGCCUCUAGUUUGUAUUUCAUAUAUUAAAAGGUAAGGACCAACCAACAAUUGGCACGGCCGAUAGAAUUGGCCGAUAUUUAGCGUUUUUACAAUAAUCUGCCGUUUUUCCCACCAAUAGCCAAUAAAAUCCGUUAAUAUACUAGUUUGUUCAGCUCUUAAACAGCCGCCUCUCUCCACCCAAAGUCACCGCUCUUGGCUGUGUAACAAUGUCCCGCCUACAGUCCCCACUGAUUAGCUACACAGACAGCCAAUCAAUACUCAAGCUUCUAGGUUUAGCUCCACAGCGAGGGGGGGAGGAGAGAGCUCCAUGAAGCAGCAUGAGACUCCUGUUUCUUUCACUGUUGUUUAUGAACACCGUAGAACUAAAACCUCAAGUAAACAAAACAAAAUCCAACAUAAGCUAUUGUAAUCAUUACAUAAAUAGCACUGUUUGGCACUAUAGCUUAUAUAGAUAAAGAAAUACACAAAGUAAUACAGAUCACUUUAGCUUGCUAAUCAACAAAUGGCAGUUAUUCCCAAGAGGCAAUCUUCACAGUCAAAAAUAAGAUUCUUCAAAUUAUUGAAAUUAUAUAGUAGUAGUAUUCAUGAAGUUUAUUUAAAAAAAAACUACAAUUAUUAUUUAUCACUCAUGAAUAACAUGUUCAUAUCUGAGCAAAUCACCUCAUUAUUUUACAUGAAUUCAAAGUCAGUUUGAGUGAAUUUAACUAAUCCUACAGAAGGGGAAUAAAAUGAGCGUGCAGUUUACAGUUUCCACCUUUGACUUCACCUUUUUCUGCGUUUGGUUUCAGGUGCAGGAGCUGAAGAGAAAGUUUGGGGAGUCAAAUAUGAUGAAAAAUGUCACAGACACGGUUCCAGCUCCAGGAGAGGCAGAGAAAAAGCAGUGGGCCGCCAAAGUCCCUCUAAAGAAGACAAAAGCAGAGACUGUUCAGAUCGAGGACUAUGAGGGAGACAGAAACCACCAACCGGUGCAGCCAAAUGUCUCAAACGGUCACCACUGUGUGACGGAGACUAACGGUCACCAGAGUCCGGACGACAGUUCAGAGAAGAUCUGCCUUCAGAAUGGGAGUGAAAGUCAAACCCAGACGUCACCCUCUGCCCUCUCUCCGUCCUCGCCGUGUGCGUCUCCCCUCCUCAACAAACGCCAACAAGGCAGCUCGAGCCCCGCUGGCUAUCAGUCUCCGUACCAGGCCGGGAUUAACCAGCGCUUCCACGCAGCUCGUCAUAAGUUCCAGGGUACCGCAGACCCAGAGCCCCAGUCUCAGCCAUCACAGCCCUCGCCAAAGGACGUCCCACCUGCGACCAGCAGCUCCCCCACAGAAACAAGCCCGGUGAAGCAGAUAGCCCGCAGCACGGUCACUCAGGUCCUGUCCCGCUUCACCACAGCCCAGCAGAGCACCAGUCCAAAACCUACAGCACCCAACAACUCACCCUUCGGUACUGACUACCGCAGCCUGGCAGCGCCUUUGUCCCCCAUCAUCGGGAGAGCCACAGGAGCGCUCGCACAGGGGAUCAGAUCACCCACCAUCGCCCGCGCAGACAGGGGGAACCCUCCACCCAUCCCACCUAAGAAGCCGGGACUGGCCCAGGCUCCUCCCUCUCCAGCUCCAGUCCCCAGGUCGGGGGGCCAUUUCUCAGACAGCGCCCUCUCAGGCAGCUGCGGCCUCACCUCCAGCCAGGAGGGGGUGAAGGAACUGGACAUGGUGGUGUCUUCUAACUAACCAAUCACAUGGCUCGUUGAUACACGAGUCAGCUGCUGCUCUGCUUAUGACAGGAUAUAUAUCCCCUGUUGUUGUUGUUGUUGUUGUUGAACAGAGGUCCUGUUAAACACUGUAAUAAUUUAUAAGAGUUAAAAUACAUAUACGCUUGAGGCACUAUAUUAGGUCAUCUUUUAUGGUAUUAAUGAAAUAAUAGUUUCAUAUUAACUAAAGGCGAACCUCCUGUCACAGUGUAGUAAGACUUUUUUUAAUCGUCACAGAAACCAAAGAGGACAAAUAACCCCCACCUGAAAAAAAGAUUCUUUACCGUCUGUUUUUAUGCCGCCUGUACAGUCAACAAAUCCUGUAAAUAUUACCUGUAAACUGCAUACUGUAAAUAUAUCUUAAGACCAGUGCAACAUGCAGCUCCUGGACCAAUGUAUGCGUGUUAUUUUGAUACAAAUGUAUAGCUCAUUUUAUAUAAACCUUUCUUUGUUAUUAAUGUAUAAAAGUUUUACACAGCAGGUCAUCUAAUCUAAUCAAUAUAGUGCUUAUUUUUUCCUUUUUUACAUAUUACUUCAAAUGUAUAGUUAUGUAAUCUUGUAGACUCAGAUUAUAUUCGGGAUUUAUUUUGCAUUUUCUUAUUCAAAGUAAAUAAAUGUUUUGGUAGACGUCUGUCAUUUAUAAGGAAACCCUAAUAAAACAAUAAAGUACUUUUAUCAGCCAUGUCUCUCAAAGUAUCACUCAACAUCACUACUGGUGAUCUCUGUUUUAUCAGAUUUUUAUCAGUGCUGUACAUGCUGGAAAGUGACGGAUUAAAUAAAUUAAUCCCAGGCGA